This is a messenger RNA of Schistocerca gregaria, 5061 nucleotides long. RefSeq names its product ras-related protein Rab-8A (gene Rab8). Gene Ontology annotation, molecular function: GTPase activity; GTP binding. Lineage: Eukaryota; Metazoa; Arthropoda; Insecta; Orthoptera; Acrididae. Gene Ontology annotation, biological process: protein secretion; regulation of exocytosis; protein localization to plasma membrane. Gene Ontology annotation, cellular component: endosome; plasma membrane; synaptic vesicle. The transcript has 5 exons. The record is from RefSeq and is a predicted model, not a curated record. The coding region runs from base 153 to 779 and encodes 208 amino acids.
UCGAUGCCUUAAAACAAUUUUGAGUUGUUAAAUGUCUCUGACGUUUGCUAUGUCAUAUGUUACAAGCAGACACUGCAUAGCUGAUUCAACACUCAGUGACUUAUAGGAGGCCAUGACAGGUUGUUUUAACAGGGCAUCAAAAUACGUGAACAAUGGCAAAGACCUACGAUUACUUGUUUAAAUUACUUUUGAUAGGUGAUUCUGGUGUAGGUAAAACUUGUGUGUUAUUUAGAUUUUCUGAGGAUGCUUUUAACACAACUUUUAUAUCUACAAUAGGUAUAGAUUUCAAAAUACGGACCAUAGAAUUAGACGGAAAGAAGAUAAAAUUACAAAUAUGGGAUACUGCUGGUCAGGAAAGAUUCCGCACAAUUACCACUGCUUAUUACAGAGGGGCAAUGGGUAUUAUGCUUGUAUAUGAUAUUACAAAUGAGAAGAGUUUUGAGAAUAUAAAAAACUGGAUUAGAAACAUUGAAGAAAAUGCAUCAGCUGAUGUAGAGAAGAUGUUGCUAGGGAAUAAAUGCGAACUAACUGAGAAGAGGCAGGUAACAAAAGAAAGAGGAGAACAAUUAGCUAUAGAAUAUGGAAUAAAAUUUAUGGAAACAAGUGCAAAAGCUUCUAUAAGAGUUGAGGAAGCCUUCUUCACACUUGCCAGAGAUAUAAAGACUAAGAUGGAGAAAAAAUUGGAGGCCAGCAACCCACCAAAGGGAGGUCAUCAGCUCAAGGCAUCCGAACCCAUGAGGAAGCCAACCAGUUGGUUGUCUAGAUGUUCCUUACUCUGACAGCUGUCCAGUGCUGUUUCCAUUUGGCCUCAGACUAAUGUUUCAGCAGACAGUUAUUUCACUGUAUGUUGUGAAAAAUUCUUCUGUGGGAAGUACACAAUGCAUAAAGUGAUUUUGUAACUGCUCUGACCAAAUUGUGGCUGUAUAUUUAUUUUGAGAAAGGAUUUAUGCCAUUUUUAUAAGGUAAUUCGGUCACACGUUUGAAUUGUACUCGAAGAAUUGUGUACAGUUCUGUGGAUUGAAGUAAGACUUGCUAAGCAAGUUCGUUUUUUUAUUCCCUACUUCCACCAGGGAUGAUGAUCAAAACUGUACAGAGAUGUUUUAACAGCAAGGAUUUUUUUAUACAGUACUCAUGAUUUGUUCAUAUAGUUAUAUAAUUAUGUUAAAGCAGUGGUGGCAGGAAAAUACUCAUUUUUGCUGUCAUUUGCUUAUGUUCCGGUGGCCGAGUAAUGGGGAUGGUGUUAGCCAUGACAUAUGAUUGCCUUAGAUAUAGGAAAUCAUUGCUUGUUUACUAUUUUAUACAUUUAUUUCUGAAAAUUAGAAUUGAUUUGUUUAUAAUUUAUGAAAAUGUUGUCUUGGUUCUUAAGCUUAAUUGCAAGAUAUUAAAGUGAGUAUAUUUUACUUACGAAAAAGUUACUCUUUAACUGCAGUCAUCAUUGUUUGUGUAUUUAUUCUCCCUUUCCUCUUUGGAGUCACUGCUGGACCACCAGCAACCCAAAAUUUUGAUAUCUCUCUCUCUCUCUCUCUCUCUCUCUCUCUCUCUCUCUCUCUCUCUCUGUGUGUGUGUGUGUGUGUGUGUGUGUGUGUGUGUGUGUGUGUGUGUGUUACUGUAAGCACUUCCUGUGCUGCUUUGUUUGCCAAUUAUUGCCCUGGUUUUUAAUUAGUUGAAAAAUAAAAGUAUUAUUUGUGCUAUAUUUGCUUAAAGAAAAAGCUUUAUAAAGAGAGAAGCAAUUUUUGCCUUCACAUAUUUUUGCUAAUUUGUAACUGUUGCGGGAUAAUUUAGUUAAGAAACAUUUUAUGGUGAAAAUACUUAAUUCUCAUUGACUGUGAUCAGUUGCUUGUAGGCUAAUAUUAUAUUAAAAUUUAACAUUUCACAGUACUGAACCUCAUUUUUCAGCAGGCUAUUGCCACUCAUAUAUAGUCCGAAUAAGAGGGAUGGGUGUUUUAAGUAGCACUCUUUUGUGGGAUUAAGAAAAUCCUUAGAUUUAAGUCGUUAAAGAAUAAUUUGCAUUAUGUAAAGGCAAGUAAGACCCAGAUGCUGCAGAAUAAUUGACUUUAACUUUCAGUGUUACUGGUAUUUUUUUUUCAGGUAGGUAUCUAUUGGACCUUAAUCAUUGCAAAUUAAUUACGGAGGGCAGAAUUUACAUUAUUACACAACUAGUCUCAUUUGUAGUUCUGGUUAACUGUCUACUCUUCACAAAAUACAGUCUAUUGAACUCUUUUUUGUAUUUCUUUUAAACAACUCCUGUAAACAUGAAUUCACUUUUCAGUUUUGAAAUGUCUUGUCAGAGUAAUGGGAAAGAAGAAAUUUCUUAACAGUUAAAAGCAUGCAUACUUUUUGCAGCAGAGAUGAAUGCUGGAAGAAAAUACAAUUUGUGUCAGACAUGCAUAUUGGAAGUGCCGGUAAACAUUCACAUGUGAGAUGUAUGGAUUUGCAAUGUUGUGAAUGGGAUCAUUGCAUCACAACAGCAAUAGUAGAUGAGAGACCCAUAAUAAUGAACAAAGUCCUGUUUCAUAAGUGAAUUACAUGGAAAUAGGUGUAGGAAUUUAUAGUAGUAGCUUGUUUCAUCUUUGCAGACUGACAAGCACUGAAUGAUAGAAACCCGAAGUAGCUAGAAAAUACCUAUAUUUAUUUAUGCAAACAAUUACAGAAUAUGAUUAUAAACUUAAUUUGUAUAAACUACUGUUGCCUUAGUAGGAAUUCCGGCUUCAAAAAGUAUUGGUUUCGUGUAAGGACUAGUAAAUGCAUGCUUUAAAUUGGGCAUAAAAAUUCGUUGUAAUAGCUGUUUCCCAAUAAACGUGUGUGUGUGUGUGUGUGUGUGUGUGUGUGUGUGUGUGUGUGUGUGUGUGUGUGUGUGUGUGUGUUUGUUGGGGUGGGGGGUGGUAGGGGGAGGAAGGUACAUGUGCUUGCGUUUCAGUUAAAUUACCCUGUCAAUAUUUUGUUCAGUAGGCUGAUGUUAGGGAGAAGGGUAAAACAUCUAUAUGUACUUGUUAUGCAAAUCUAUUUUAUUAAUCUGAUUACCUUCAGGCACACACAUAAUAAUUGUAAAAUGACAGUGUUUUUAACUAAGAGUUAGAUAUUUGGUUUUUUUUGAUGGGAGUGUUAGACAUACUAAUUGGGAAAAGAAUCAGUGAUUUUAUUUGUUUGUCUUGACAUUAAUUAGAAUUGCCAAGUUGGUGUUACUGAUGGGAUGAGACCAAGAGCUCUUGUCAUUAAAUUUGUCAAGUAAUUGGUACCACUUUUUGUUCUGUCAGUACUAUUGAUGACUUUCUUACUGAUAAAUGUUAAAAUUUAGGUUGUUGAAACGUUCAGAAAAGUGUUUUAGAAAAUAUUGUUUAGUGAUGCCUUGGCUAAAGGAACAUGUCCCUAUCCUCCCACAAAGUAAGAAUUAGUGAUGAUGAUGAUGAUGAUAUUUGUAAAGGAUUUGUUUUUCCUUCUUUAAACUGAUGAAACAUUCUGUGUCAACCUGCAUUUUAAGCCACUACAUUAAAAUAAUAUGCAGUCAUGAGUUAUUGUAGCUUUCUAAGAGUCAUCGUUGCUCUCAUUUUAUUGAAUUUGAUCAUUCUGAGUUUUAAAGCCAUUUUGUACAACAAAAAGCUGAUGUAAUAUGAUUGUGGCAGACUUAAUGUGCAGUACGGAACAAUUUUAGUUUGUCAUUAUUAUAUUCUCAGUGGUGUAUUCCAGAAAACUAUUAUUUAGUAAUAGUUUGAUAAUGAUUACCAUAAGACGAUAAUAUCUUGUAACUAUCGAAAUUUCCUAUAAAGAAGUCGCACCUCCAAGAUGUUUUUACAUGACUGAUUUCAAUUAAUGAUUAAUCGUCUGUAGAGGAAAUAUUCUGCCUGCAUGCAAGAUUAGUAUGUGGCUGCUGUAUUCAAGAAGUUGAAUGUUACAGUAAUCUUUCUGUAUGCAAUGCAUGAAUGUCCUUAAUUGAAAUUGGUUAUGUCAAUAAAACAUUUAGUAGUUAGAACUGUUGUUUCAUUUUUGUAAACUGAAAAUUGUUUGCAAUUGGUUUCCGUAAGUUUGUAAAAGUAAUUUUAAAUAUACUGUGCAAAAACUAGUGGUGUUCUGAACAUAUUUUAUUGGAUGCCAGACCAAAAGUAGAACUAUUCGUAGAUCUAUGUUAUAUCAUGCACAGCGUCCACCAUUAACAGAGAAAUUCUUUAAAAUUAUGUGAUAUAAUUUUGGUAGUUACAAAGAGCAAAUAUUGUAGUUACAAAAAGCAAAAAUAUUCACCGUGAUAUAAAAAUUUGGCAGAUAUCUUUAUUUCUGCAUAUGCAUAGACUUAAUUGAUAGAUUGUUGUUUCAAAAUUCUUGCUUUAAUUUCAAUGUAACAAAUGUUGUUGAUUUUGUGCAUCCAUGUUUUCCUUAGAUAAACUUGUCUACAUUAAGAUUCAGAAGAAUAGCAGAGGGACCACAUUUUUUCCCCAACUCCUACAGUGAGAAAAUAUUUUCAAUGUUUUAGUUAAUUGAUCUGCUACCUGAAACAGAUUUUUAAAGAUAACUUACUGGUAAUGGAGAUUCAGAUAAGAUUCUUGUAACAAAGCAGUGUAUCUGAAUUAUAUCUUAAGAGAAAAGGUCACGAAUGAAUGAAUGGAGGAAAAUGAGAGUUUUGUAGAAUUCAUUGCAGAGGUACAUUCCAAGAUGGUCAUUAAGAUAAAAAUAAUAUUUGAUCAAAGUGACAGUUAUCACACAGUAUCUGUAAUUUUUGCAUUACAAAAUUUUAUAUUCAUUUGUGAAUCUGGAUUUGUAACACAUUGUAAUCAUAAGAAGUAACCUUUGUUGCUUCUCUUUAUAAAAAUGGAAACCUGGUUUUGACAAGUGCAUAUGGGAGAAAGUAAUUGAUGUUAUUGCAGGUAAAUAAGGUUUUAAGCACAGUUGAGAAGAGAAGCCGACUUAAUAAAGCACAUAUCUUUGAUAUCUAUUGCCAUAUUUUUAAAGGUUUCCUUUAUUACCUGUAAUUCUGAUAAUUAUGCAGAUAAUAAUGAAGGCAACAAUUCUGUAUGAAAGUUACGAAAAUGUGAUGUUUUAAAAAAUAAAUUUUUGAUUUGUUUACAAAUUUAA